Molecule: messenger RNA, 2052 nt
Organism: Portunus trituberculatus (swimming crab)
Lineage: Eukaryota; Metazoa; Arthropoda; Malacostraca; Decapoda; Portunidae
Product: probable bifunctional dTTP/UTP pyrophosphatase/methyltransferase protein
Exons: 6
Coding region: 463-1113 (216 amino acids)
Molecular function (GO): nucleoside triphosphate diphosphatase activity
Source: RefSeq, a predicted model, not a curated record
AUCUAACACCACCUGCCCCUGGGACUCUUAGCUAUAUAUGUGGGAGGAUUUUUUCAGCAGUCUCGCCGCCAUUCAUGGGCCAUUCUUUAUAAUAUUUAAGACGUCCCUUUUCAUUUGUUCCGUUUUCUCUCCCAAUUUUUGUAAUAAGAUUUCAGCUCACUGCCUUGUUUUCUUGGCCGCUAGAGGCGAUGAAUAUAAAGUUGGAUCAAAACAUUAAAAUAAACGUGAUCUGGAGGUAACAGGAAUAAAGACAACAUGCAUAAUAGACAGUUUUGGGCAAAUUGUUGUCUCCUGCUUUACUUUUCUUUUUCAGUGUCAAGCAAGAGAGUGGCGGUGAUGGUCAGGCGGACACACUCUGGUCACUUCGGGAGCCAGUGAGGAGUGUGGAGCACUGUAGCAGAAGGAAACAAGAGUCUGUGAAGUGUGUAUAUUUUUGCUGUAUAAAGACUGCUACUGACCAUCAUGAUCUUACAACACCUCAACAGCCUCACCACCAAACAUAUAAUCCUGGCCAGUUCGUCACCCAGAAGAAAGGAAAUCUUGCAGAAAAUAGGGUUGAAAUUCACUGUUGUGCCUUCAGAGUUUGAGGAGACGCUUGACCCAAAGAGCUACAGUCAUCCAAGCCAGUUUGUGAUUGCCACAGCUCGGGGCAAGGCAGAGGAGGUUGCCCAGAGAUUGAGUGUGCCUGGGUCAUGUCGCCCACACAUUGUCAUUGGAGCAGAUACCUGUAUUAGUCUUGAGGGGCAAGUGUUCGGGAAACCCAAAGAUGUAGAUGAUGCCAUAAGGAUGCUUGGCAAGUUCAGCGGCCGGGGCCAUGAGGUGCUGACUGGGGUGUGUGUACUGGUGGGACGUAGUAGUGGUGAUGGCUGGAGGGAGAUUUCCUUUAGUGAAAGUACUGAGGUCCAGUUUGCUGAGCUACCACCAGAUCUCAUAAAGACUUAUGUGGAUACUGGAGAGCCUAUGGACAAGGCUGGUGGGUAUGGCAUCCAGGGUCUUGGAGGCACCCUGGUGGAGGGCAUCAGGGGAGACUACUACAAUGUAAUGGGAUUCCCAUUGCACCGGUUCUGUCAGCAACUUUCUCUAGUUCUAGCCAAGGAGGGACUGGUGUCUUAGCCUAGUAAGUGAAUAGUCUGAGUGGCUUGUUCCUAUGUGUGCUGUUGCUUGUGUUAUAACAGUGGAGUUGUUAUCAUGGGGUUCAGCAUCUUAUCUAUAAAAGGAGGAGGGUCAUUGUUGAGUGCAGUAUAUCUGUCCAAUUCAAAUGUAAAACUUAAUUUGACUAGGUUUACAUUCCCCAUGAUCUCAGAAUAGUUAAAUAUGGUUUGUUAUAUUUCAGAAAUUUGGUCAUGGAAAUUUAACAUUUACUAAUAAUGAAGUUUGUUAUAUUUCAGAAAUUUGUCAUGGAAAUUUGACAUUUAAAGGUUUCAAAAAUUUUAAUUAGUCAAAUAUAUAUGAAAUAUAUAUGAAAUGGCAUGAUGUAACGUACAAUUUAUAUUAAUUUAUUAUAAUUUGUAUUUAUUAUCUAUGAAUUGAUAUGGCCUUGUAUCUCUAUAUUUAAGGUGGCACAAGCAUGUGUGAGUGAAAAACCUUCAGAUCAUUGUUAUUUAUUCAUUGGUUUCAAUCACAGAACUGUGUUUGUAUUUCAUUUAAUUGGUUGUGAGACAAAUUAAACCAACAUAAUUAGUAAUAACUAAGUAUCAUACAGUCAGGACUAGCUGAGUUUGAGCACAUGCAUACACAUACAUUAUACCUCAAGAAACUAUAAUGAUUGUAUUAAAGUGUGGAGCAUAUGUGCUUGAGUAUCUAAGAUUGAGUACUAUAUUCCAUUCUGAUACACAAACUGGGAAGGGUGAGUGGCAGGCACAGAGGUAUUUAUCAGAAGCAUGGAAAUGAUGGGCAAACAUGACCAAGCAGCUGCCUGUGAGAGCACUUGAGUGAAACACUACCAAAAUUUUUUUUUGUUGGAUCCAUAUGGUAAUCAGUCUCACAUUUUAAGUGCUCAGUGUAUAUUGUCAUCAUGUCCAGUCAUCCUAAAACUAAUACAAAUUAACCAUU